Wasmannia auropunctata (little fire ant) is the source of this 2556-nucleotide messenger RNA. RefSeq lists its product as uncharacterized. The transcript has 5 exons. The record is from RefSeq and is a predicted model, not a curated record. The coding region runs from base 260 to 2041 and encodes 593 amino acids. Lineage: Eukaryota; Metazoa; Arthropoda; Insecta; Hymenoptera; Formicidae.
AUGGAGAGGGGCGGAGGGUAUGCAGUACGCAACAUUAGAGUGUCGUGACUCGCGGGGAUUCGAAAAACAGAUGAACCUGGCCUCACUGUAGUCACUGUCGUCAGCAGCGAUCUAUCGAACGAAGCUCCAAACUCCGAAGCUCCUUAAGGAGCAAUUGGAACUUGGGAGUGAUAUUUUCUGCCACGGAAGGAACAGACGUAUGUGAAGGAAAGAGCAACGUGAAUCUUUCGGCUGUCACAAUACUGGAACUGAAAACCAUAUGGAUUGCUGUUUCGCUAAUCAAUAUGAUAGCUCUCAAAUUGCGGAGACAUUUCCAAAUGUCUCUAGUCCAGAAAUGUUCGACAGUGAUACUGAAAGUGAUACAGAUAACAAAAAUGUUGAGAUCUUAGCUGACGAUAGUACACUGGCAGUGAUCCCCCCUCGAGAACAACCUACUCAGGCUGAAUUGAUUGCAAAAUCGGAUAAUUGCAUGCUGGUUAGAAUUAAUAAGUUUUUGAGCGGUGUCCCACCUCCUCCAAGACAUACAACAUGUCAGAGUGAUUGUUCCGAUUUUCUACAACACAUUUAUGAAAAUCGUCAAUUGUUUUAUAUCGGAUAUCCAUUAUCCAAUGGAAAUUCAGAAUCUACGGAAAGUACAAACUCUCAGCAGCAGAGAACAACAGAAAUUAAUGAUAAGAAUGUGUCUUAUCAAUGUGCAAAAGGCACUCCGAGGAAUUUGACUAAUGCUUUUGAUGCUUGUGAUUUGCCAGCUAAUAAUGCCGAAAGCACAAAGUUAGGCACAAACAGCGAUAGCGAUAGCGUGAACUUGAACGUACAGCAGAGCGUUUCUAAGGAGAUUCUAAAGAAUGUAGUUAAUACAAUUAAAGAUACAGUUAAAGUUCCGUCAACUGUAGACAAUUCAGAUGUAUCUCACGAGCGAUCUCCUCUUCUUUAUCAUACGAUUGGUGAAAAAGAGGCUAAAGUUUUAGCAUGGCCUCAGGCUUAUUCUCACAAGUUUCAUGGCAUACAUUAUAACAGAAGCAGGGCUGUAGAAGAGUUUGAGAAUUUAACAGUUAAAUUAUGUGAAAGAUACAUAGGAGCUGAAACGCAAUCUACUUGUAAUAUAUGGUUUUCAAAACAGCCACCGGGAAGUGUAAAAAAGCCAAGUUUAUUGACAAGACGUGGAAACGGUCAAAGUCCAGAAAAGAGAUUGACACACUUAGCCAAAAGACGUAGGACUUUCUGUAGCGCUAACUUGCAAGGAUUGGGACUCACUAAUAAAAGGCAGUUAAUGAUACCAAUUAAGAAACUUACACAUAAAAAAGGAAAAAGUCCAAGGGGUAAAAGUCUACGUGGUAAAAGUCCAAGAGGUAAGAGUCCUCGAGGUAAAAGCCCAAGAAGUUCAGCAAAGAAGAAAGUAGUUCGGAGAUUAAUGCUAGAUGAGUCAAGUCCAUGUAAAUCGAAAUUAGAAAUUUCGAAACGUGCGUUGUUCCAAAGUCCCCCGUCAGAUCAUGCUGGCCCUAGUAAAUUAUUAGGUACAAAUAAUACGGAUAGUCAAAAAAUUAAACGCGUUUUAUUUUCAACGCCAAAAAAAAACGAAUCCGAAGAUUCGGCGAAACAAACGUCUUCGAAAGAAGAAAGUAGAAAAAGAAAAUGCGAGGAAGAAUUGCAUGGGCCACGAUUGAAAUGGCCAAAAAGUUUAUCGUUUGAUUGCACGCACGAAUUAAAAAAUACCUCGAAAGUCACAUGGGAUAGACAUUCGUCGAGCAGUAUUCUUUCGAAAAAUGAAACGUCUGUCAGUCAAGGGAAGAAUGAACUAAGCGAUACUCAUAAAAAGAAAUUACUUUGGGCGGUUGCGGAGGCUCUACGAAGCAAAGGCAUUGACAUGAAUCAUCCAAAAUUUAAACAAUAUGCCGCAAACUUGGCACGUACAAUCAAAAAAUUUAUGCCUGAUCUUGAAAAUAGAAAUAUUCCGCGAAAACCUGGAAGUACAAGCGAUCGCAUGUUGAAACUAGCCAAGCAUCAUGUACUGCUUCUCAUCGAUACUAGGCCAAUAAAUUGACAGUACUCGUCAGUACUAUUAGUAAAAUUCAGGAAAGUGUGCGUGUGUGUGUGUGUAUGUGGGUGGGUGCGCGCGCGCAAAAGAUUCGCUUUUUGGCAAACAGGACAUUAUUAAAAUGACCAAAUAUAUAUGGGUGCUUAUAUCUUUAGCCGACUUUACGUGUGCUUACAUUAUGACUUUUACUUUUAUAUAACUUAACAUAAGAUAAAAUGUGUUAUACAGUAAUGAGGUAAGAUUUAAAGAUGGGAUUGUUACACCCACAUGCAGGGUAUUAAACGUUUUUUAUCGUAUAAAUAAAAAUGUGUUUUUAAUAUAAGCAUAGUUUUAUUAGCUUUAAAAUAGUUAUAUUUCACAACUUAUAAAUAAUUAAUAAAAGGCGCUUUUCUGAAGUAAAACGCAAUAACUUUACGCGAGUUAAUGCACGUAUACAUACAUCGAUCGUAUCUAACAUAUGUUUGUAUUUAAGAGACAGUGAAGGACAAGUAAAAAAAUAAAGACUAAUCGCGCCACCACAA